UUUAAGUCCGUAACACGUUGCUUCAGUUAACGCCGCAGAAGUCUUCCUUCUCCAUCUGUUCUCGUCUCCUCUCAGUCUUCUCUAUCGCUAUGUGUGCAGACUGCAGAGGAGCGGAGCAGAGCAGAAAUGGAGGAGAUGCCCGUCCACUUGCUUGUGUUCCCGUACCCAGCACAGGGCCACACCCGUCCGCUGCUCGACCUCGCCCACCGUUUGGCCAUCCGCCCGGGCCUCACCCUCACCAUCAUCACCACCCCAAAGAACCUCCCCGCCCUCUCCCCGCUCCUCUCCGCCCACCCCUCCACCGUCCGCCCCCUCGUCCUCCCCUUCCCACCUCACCCCGCCCUCCCCCCGGGCGUCGAGAACGUCCGUGACAUCGGCAUCCACGCCAACCCCACGAUCAUGUCCGCCCUCCGCUCCCUCCGCGGUCCCAUCUCCGAUUGGUUCCACUCCCACCCAGACCCCCCCGCCGCCAUCAUCUCCGACUUCUUCCUCGGCUGGACCCACCACCUCGCGGUCGAUCUCGGCAUCCCCCGGUUCGCCUUCUUCUCCUCCGGCGCCUUUCUCACCUCCGUCAGCGACUACUGCUGGCGGAAUUUGGCGACCGUGCGAUCGCUGGAGGUGGUCCCGCUCCCGGAUAUACCUAAUACGCCGUCGUUUAGGGAGGAGCACCUGCCCUUCUUGUUCCGCUUCUACAGAGAAUCGGAUCCCGAUUGGGAGAACAUCAAGGAUGGGAUGAUCGCAAAUACUUCUUCUUACGGGUGCAUUUUCAAUUCCUUCGAAGCCCUCGAGGGCCAGUACUUGGCCCACCUGAAGAGGAAAAUGGGCCACGGCAGAGUCUACGGUGUGGGCCCGCUCAGCUUGGUGGGCCUGAGCAAUGGAUCGGAUCCAGCCAACCCGGACGAUGCCGUGUUCCGAUGGCUUGACGGUCACUCGGAUGGCUCCGUGCUCUACGUUUGCUUCGGGAGCCAGAAGGUCAUGAGAAAGGAUCAGGUGAAGGCUUUAGCUUGCGGACUCGAGAAUAGCGGGGCCCAUUUUAUAUGGGUUGUCAAAAUGAGCUCGGCCGAAGAGGUGGACAAUGGAGUUGGGCCUUUCCUAGAUGAGUUCGAGAUGCGGGUCGCAGGUCGGGGCAUGAUUAUAAGAGGGUGGGCCCCCCAAGUGGCGAUACUUGGCCACCGGGCCGUGGGCAGAUUCUUGAGCCAUUGUGGAUGGAACUCGGUCCUAGAGGCCAUAGUGGCGGGAGUGGUCCUGUUGGCCUGGCCUAUGCAGGCGGACCAGUACGUGAAUGCAAGGCUUCUGGUGGAGGACAUGGGGGUGGCCUUUCGAGUUUGUGAGGGCGCAGAUACGGUCCCCGACCCGGAGAAGCUGAGUCAAGCAAUCUCUGGAUUAAUGGGAGAGGACGCCAAGGAGAGGGCUAGGGCAAGGGAGUUAACUGACAGGGCAUUGGCAGCAGCGAUGCCUGAGGGUAGCUCCUCUAGGGACUUGGAUGCCCUAGUGAAGGAAGUGUUCCUACUUGAUCAAGUUCAAAAAUAGGAAGGAUGUAAGGUUCUCUUCUAUCAAGUGAAGGCACAACUUUUCCAAUGUUACCAUCUAAGCAAAUAGAAUGUCCAAUUACAUUAUGAAUCUCGUAUUAAAAUAAAAUGAGUAUGUCAUCAACUUACGAUAUACUAUAAAAUAAAAUGGUUGUAGUGGAGAUUUUCAACCCUUAAUUGAUCGCCGUGCUUCCAUUUUUUCUUCCUAAAUAAGAUAUGAAUUUUAGGUU
This is a messenger RNA of Punica granatum (pomegranate), 1759 nucleotides long. The record is from RefSeq and is a predicted model, not a curated record. Lineage: Eukaryota; Viridiplantae; Streptophyta; Magnoliopsida; Myrtales; Lythraceae.